UUUCAGAAACUUCUCGAGCCUCUUUCUCAUCUUCUGGUCCUCUCCAAUGGCGUCGUCCAGCUCCGGUAGCUCAAUCGCCGCUCCAGAGGCCGUUCAAGUUCUCGUUUCUCUCCUCGCCGACGAAUCCCCCAAUGUCCGACAAGCCUCCAUCGCCUCCCUCAAAGACAUUGCCGCUCUGAAUCCGGUUCUAGUUCUCGAUUGCUGCUCGGCCGUUUCGCGAGGAGGCCGGAGGCGAUUUGGUAAUAUGGCCGGGGUUUUCCAAGUAAUGUCGUAUGGAGUCGGAGCUUUGGACAUGAAAGAUGUGGAUCCUCCUUUCAUGACUAAGCUUGCGAAGAUCGCCACCGCGGAGAUUAUCUCCUCCAAGGAGCUCAAUACUGAUUGGCAAAGAGCUGCUUCGGGCCUUCUUGUUGCGAUCGGCUUGCAUUUGCCCGAUCUAAUGAUGGAUGAAAUAUUUCUCCAUUUGCCCGGGCCAAAUUCAGCUUUACCGGCUAUGGUUCAGAUACUAGCAGACUUCGCUCAUGCUGAUGCAUUGCAGUUCACACCACGAUUGAAACAUGUGCUUUCGCGGGUUCUACCUAUUUUAGGAAAUGUGCGUGAUGCCCACCGGCCAAUUUUCGCUAAUGCUUUUAAGUGUUGGUGUCAGGCUGUUUGGCAAUAUAGUCUAGAUAACCCUUCUUACCCAUCUCUUGAUAGUGACAUAAUGUCAUUUCUAAAUUCUGUAUUUGAGCUUUUAUUGAGAGUUUGGGCAGCUUCAAGGGAUCUAAAGGUUCGGAUUUCUUCUGUAGAAGCAUUGGGUCAGAUGGUUGAACUGAUUCCCCGGACCCAACUAAAGGCUGCUCUACCCAGGCUUGUCCCCACGAUAUUGGACUUGUACAAAAGAGAUCAAGAUAUUUCGUUUUUGGCAACCUGUAGUCUUCACAAUCUCUUAAAUGCCUCUGUACUAUCAGAUAGUGGUCCUCCUUUACUUGAAUUUGAGGAGCUCAGCAUCAUUCUAUCAACACUCCUUCCUGUGGUCUGUAUCCAUAAUGACAACAAAGAAAACUCAGAUUUCUCAGUUGGAUUGAAGACGUAUAAUGAAGUUCAGCGUUGCUUCUUGACAGUUGGUUUGGUAUAUCCUGAAGAUCUAUUUAUUUUCCUUCUAAAUAAAUGCAAAUUGAAGGAAGAACUAUUGGUGUUUGGUUCACUGUGUGUUCUAAAGCAUCUAUUGCCCAGGUUGUCUGAAGCUUGGCACAAUAAACGUCCCUUACUCGUCGAAGCCGUCAAAUUCUUGCUAGAUGAGCAAAAUUUAGGUGUACGAAAGGCGCUCUCUGAGUUGAUUGUCGUUAUGGCAUCACAUUGUUACUUAGUUGGUCCAUCUGGAGAGCUGUUUGUUGAAUAUCUUGUGCGUCAUUGUGCUAUAACAGAUAAGGAUAGACGCGACUUUGAGAGGUCUAAGGAUGUUUUAGGAAAUACCUAUGUUCCCUUCCGAUACAAGAGAUCAGAGGUGAUAAUUGGGACACUUUGUCCAAUGGAGUUGAGGGCAAUAAGUGAAAAAAGCCUUCUGUUGUUGACUAUUACGAUCCCUGAAAUGGAGCAUAUACUAUGGCCUUUUCUGUUGAAGAUGAUUACCCCACAAGCUUAUACGGGUGCAGUUGCUAUGGUUUGCAGAUGCAUCUCUGAGUUGUGCAGGCAUAGAUCAUCUAAUGGUGAUACUAUGGUGAAAGAGUGCAAAGCUCGUGCUGAUAUACCAAAUCCAGAGGAGCUUUUUGUUCGGUUGGUGGUGCUUUUGCAUGAUCCUUUAGCAAGGGAGCAGCUGGCUAGUCAGAUUUUAACAGUACUUUGUUAUCUGGCUCCACUUUUUCCAAAAAAUGUCAGCUUGUUUUGGCAAGAUGAGAUUCCAAAAUUGAAGGCAUAUGUUAGUGACCCAGAAGAUCUUAAGCAAGAUCCUUCUUAUCAAGAAACUUGGGAUGACAUGAUUAUCAACUUUUUUGCUGAAUCUUUGGAUGUGAUUCAUGAUGAUUCCUGGGUGAUAUCUCUUGGAAAUGCUGUUACCAAACAGUAUGGACUUUAUACAUCUGAUGAUGAACACUCUGCACUUCUUCAUCGCUGCUUUGGUGUGUUGCUUCAAAAAGUUAAUGACAGGGCAUAUGUCCGGGAUAAGAUAGAUUGGAUGUAUAAACAUGCAGACAUUACAAUUCCAACAAAUAGGCUUGGUCUGGCAAAAGCAAUGGGGUUGGUUGCAGCAUCACACUUGGACACAGUCCUGGAAAAGCUGAAAGGGAUUCUGGAUAAUGUUGGGCAAAGUAUCUUUCGAAGAUUCCUAUCCAUUUUCUCAGACGAUUAUAAAACUGAAGACUCUGAUGAUAUACAUGCUGCCUUGGCUUUAAUGUAUGGAUAUGCUGCGAAAUAUGCUCCAUCAACAGUCAUUGAAGCCAGAAUAGAUGCACUUGUUGGGACUAAUAUGCUCUCACGGCUUCUUCACGUACGCGAUCCUACUGCAAAGCAGGCUGUUAUUACUGCUAUCGAUCUUCUAGGGCGCGCUGUCAUUAAUGCUUCAGAAAAUGGUUCCUCCUUUCCAUUAAAGAAAAGGGACCAAUUGCUAGACUAUACACUAACUUUGAUGGGUCGAGAUGACGAUGAAGACCUUUCAGAUUCUACUCUUGAACUUCUGGACACACAAGCCCGUGCUUUAAGUGCAUGUACCACGCUGGUCUCGGUGGAACCAAAACUAACUAUUGAAACCAGAAACCAUGUGUUAAAGGCCACCUUAGGGUUUUUCACUUUACCAAAUGAACCAGCAGAUGUUGUAGAUCCCCUCAUUGACAACCUUAUCACUCUAUUAUGUGCAAUUCUUCUUACAAGUGGAGAGGAUGGAAGAAGUCGAGCAGAGCAGUUACUGCACAUCUUGAGACAAAUUGAUCAAUAUGUUUCUUCAGCUAUCGAUUAUCAAAGAAGAAGAGGUUGUCUUGCAGUCCAUGAGAUGCUUCUCAAGUUUCGGACAGUUUGCAUCACUGGGCAUUGUGCCCUUGGUUGUCAAGGAAGUUGUACUCACAUUAAGCCAAUUGACCAUAAUUUGCACGGGAACUAUUCCAACUUGCCAUCGGCAUUCAUAUUGCCAAGUCGUGAGGCCUUGUCAUUAGGAGACAGGGUUUUUACAUAUCUCCCACGCUGUGCAGACACCAAUGCUGAAGUUAGAAAAGUCUCUGCUCAGAUUCUUGAUCAACUUUUCAGCAUCUCACUUUCACUGCAACGUCCUGCAACUUCCUCUUAUGGUGUUGACAUAGAAUUGUCCUACAGUGCUUUAUCAUCCCUCGAGGAUGUCAUAGCUAUUCUACGGAGUGAUGCUUCUAUAGAUCCAUCUGAGGUUUUCAACAGAAUCAUCUCUUCUGUUUGUUUAUUACUCACAAAGAAUGAGCUUGUAGCUUCCCUGCAUGGUUGCACACCUGCUAUAUGUGAUAAGGUCAAGCAAUCAGCUGAAGGGGCUAUCCAAGCUGUUAUUGAGUUUGUCACAACAAGGGGGAAUGAGCUGGGUGAAACUGAUGUUUCCAGAACAACUCAAGCUCUGCUGAUGGCUACUGCGCAUGUAACAGAAAAGCACUUACGUCAGGAAACUCUUGCAGCUAUUUCUUCUCUUGCCGAGAGCACUAGUUCGAAACUUGUCUUCAAUGAAGUUUUGGCCACAGCUGGAAGGGAUAUAGUAACGAAAGAUAUAUCCAGGUUGCGCGGUGGGUGGCCAAUGCAAGAUGCUUUUCAUGCAUUUUCCCAGCAUACAGUUCUUUCCUCUUCAUUCCUGGAACAUGUGAUAUGCGUCCUCGACCAGUAUCCCAUUCUUAAAGCUGAUUCUGAGAAAGGAGACUAUUCUAGCCCUUCAGUUGAUGGUCAAAUGGAGGAUGAAGUUCUGCAUGCUGCCAUUAUUGCUCUCACAACAUUUUUCAGAGGUGGUGGCAGGAUAGGAAAAAAAGCUGUUGAACAAAACUAUGCUUCUGUUCUUGCUGAACUCACUCUUCAGUUGGGAAGUUGUCAUGGUCUGGCCAAUUGCGGUCAGCAUGAACCAUUACGGGCUCUUCUAACUGCAUUCCAAGUAUUCUGUGAAUGUGUUGGAGAUCUUGAGAUGGGAAAGAUUUUGGCUAGAGAUGGAGAGCAGAAUGAAAAUGAGAGGUGGAUCAAUCUUAUUGGAGACAUAGCAGGCUGCAUUUCUAUAAAGAGACCGAAAGAGGUUGAAAGGAUAUGUGUAAAUUUUAGUAAGUCAUUAAACCGACACCAGACAUACCAAAGGGAAGCUGCAGCUGCUGCAUUGUCAGAGUUUAUCAGCUACAGUGAUAGUUUUGGCUCCCUAUUGGAGCAGAUGGUGGAAGUGUUGUGUCGGCAUGUAUCAGAUGAAUCUCCAACUGUCAGGCGCUUAUGUUUGAGAGGUUUAGUAAAGAUACCGUCUAAUCAAAUGCUUCAGUAUACAAGUCAAGUUCUGGGUGUAAUAUUAGCUUUAUUAGAUGAUUCUGAUGAAUCUGUGCAAUUAACUGCAGUUACUUGCUUACUCACGAUGCUUCAGGCAUCACCCAAUGAUGCGGUGGAUCCCAUUUUGCUUAAUCUUUCUGUGCGGCUUCGUAAUCUUCAGAUAAGUAUGAAUCCCAAGAUGCGAGCCAAUGCAUUUUCAGCUUUAGGAUCACUUUGCAACUAUGGAACUGGGGCACAACAUGACUCAUUUGUUGAGCAGGUUCAUGCAAUUAUCCCCCGCUUGGUUCUGCAUUUGCAUGAUAAUGAUGUUAAUGUCCGACAGGCUUGCCGGAGUACUCUAAAACAAAUUGCCCCCUUACUGGAAAUGGAAGGAUUGUUUCCCUUGUUCAACACGUAUUGUUUCAAUCAUGAUCAUCGAACUGACUACGAGGACUUUGUUAGAGAACUCACGAAGCAGAUUGCUCAACAUCUUCCCUCAAGAGUUGAUUCUUAUAUGGCGUCGACAAUUCAGGCUUUAGAUGCACCUUGGCCAAUAAUUCAAGCAAAUGCUAUUUACUUCUCCAGCUGUAUGCUAUCUCUGUCGGAUGAUCAGCACAUUUUAACUCUCUAUUAUCCACAGGUAUUCGGAACAUUAGUAGGAAAAUUGAGCAAGUCAGCAGAUGCAAGUGUGAGAGCAACAUGCUCUUUGGCCCUUGGUUUGCUGUUAAAAUCCUCAAGGUCGAUGUCAUGGAAAGCACCUGGAGUUGAUCGUGUGGAGUAACCAGAUGGCCAGUUUGUCCUCAGUAUAUGUGAAAACAAAUCCCCCAUUGUAACGACUGAGAUCCACGUUUGCCUCAUAAGCAUUGCACUUCGGAGGGAAGUGCAUCAAUAUGAAGCACUUCAAGUAAGUAAAUUUUGAGGUGUAUAUUAGGGGUUAAAAGUGCCUGUAAUGGCAGUCGGUGACUCGGUGUGUGUAUAUUUGUCAAUUGUUGUAAAUUAUGACUUUAUCAUCCCAGUGCGUGUCCUCACUGCCUUGGGCCAUUUGUGUAUUAUGUUUGUUGUAUAUGUAACAACCCCUGUUGUAAUGAUCUGUAUCAUAACCUGUUGUCUAACUCUAUUUUGCCCGGAAAAAAAACAAGCGACUUGCACUAAGUUUGCAAAUGAAUAACAUCUGUUCCUAAGCCCGAAGA
Molecule: messenger RNA, 5600 nt
Organism: Argentina anserina (silverweed cinquefoil)
Lineage: Eukaryota; Viridiplantae; Streptophyta; Magnoliopsida; Rosales; Rosaceae
Product: protein SHOOT GRAVITROPISM 6
Exons: 51
Coding region: 47-5191 (1714 amino acids)
Cellular component (GO): cytoplasm
Source: RefSeq, a predicted model, not a curated record